UAAAUAUUGUUAGUUGCGUUUUGGAGUUUUUCUCGCUUAUCCUACAAAUGGUGGAUACAUUGUGCUUGAAAACUGUGAUUUUCAGUAAUGUCAUGAGUGAUUUUGCUGGAGUUGUUGCUGAAAAUGUCAUUUAUGUGAUUCAACUUAUUUUCAGAGCUAUUCUUUUAAUUUUACAGUUAGGUCCUAAUCUUAUAAUUUGCCUGUAUCAAUUAGUUAUUUAUUUACUCAAUCAUUUAUGGGCUGCAUUAAAUAUACUUUUAUCUGCAGUAUUAAAUGUACUGUGCAAUCUAGGGUUAUAUUUUCUUAAUGUAAUUUUUAAUGUACCACCAAAGGCAUAUCUUGGUUUAAUUCUUCUUGUUACAUUAAUUUACAUGCACAAAUAUUUUUCAAUGAGUUUAAAGAUAUAUGCUUUAUUUCUUUUAGCAUUCAUUAGUAAAGUAAUUGAAAUCAUCAUCCAAUAUGUUCAUGCAUUUUUGAAAUCUACCACAAAGAUAUUUAUAAAGUUGUUUAGAAGAAGAAAUUCAUCUCACUUGGUAAAUGAAAGGAACAAUCACCAACACACAAAUAGAAUAAGCAAGAUUUAUAAUUGUUUGAGAGCUAAACGUAAUAUUUUGACAUUUUCCUUUUACAAAACUGAUGACAUUGCUGAUGAGAAAGUCAAAUAUUUGCAGCAAGAACUAACUGCUGCUAUUGAUCGGCAGCUUUGCAUAAUCUGUCAUGAAAGAGAGAGAAACGUUAUAUUUUUUCCUUGUCGACAUUUAUGCUUGUGUAAAGAAUGUACAGAAACACUACAACGGCUUUUUCAAGACUGCCCUAUAUGUCGUAUGAGAAUAUUGAAUGUGUUGCCAGUGUAUACAUAAGUUUCAGCUGAAAAAUGAAAGUACAAUUUAGACAAAAAAACAACUAACGCAUGUUUGAUUGACU
Uloborus diversus is the source of this 924-nucleotide messenger RNA. RefSeq names its product E3 ubiquitin-protein ligase MYLIP-like. Gene Ontology annotation, biological process: protein ubiquitination; ubiquitin-dependent protein catabolic process. Lineage: Eukaryota; Metazoa; Arthropoda; Arachnida; Araneae; Uloboridae. The transcript has a single exon. Bases 48 to 860 code for a protein of 270 amino acids. Gene Ontology annotation, molecular function: ubiquitin protein ligase activity. The record is from RefSeq and is a predicted model, not a curated record.